Lindgomyces ingoldianus is the source of this 693-nucleotide messenger RNA. RefSeq lists its product as uncharacterized. The coding region runs from base 1 to 693 and encodes 230 amino acids. The record is from RefSeq and is a predicted model, not a curated record. Lineage: Eukaryota; Fungi; Ascomycota; Dothideomycetes; Pleosporales; Lindgomycetaceae. The transcript is spliced from 5 exons.
AUGCCCCCGUGCACAGACAGCAGUGCAGGAGAGCAGCAAAGCCACAAUUUCUGCUCGCCCCAGAAUAUUCACGCAUCUCUCAACCCCAACAUCUCCUUUCAAAUCCUCACUAAUAUCUACUUACCAAUCGUGUAUUUCCAUAUUCAGAUCGCGGCCAUUGCCCGUGCAGCAAUGUCACCAAAGCUUCGCAGUCUUGCCAUUGCUUGUCCGCUUCCACCUCGCUCCUCACUCCCUUGGCAGUUCUCAAACAAGCCACGCCAAUGUGCCAAGCUGCCACUAUCCAAGUUUCAAUCAUUUGCUUCCCGCGCCGUGACAUCAGGCCUCAGCUUCCCCAGACUUGGGAGCCAGGGGCAAAAGUCAUUCUCACCGCUGCGGAGGGUCGCAGUCACUUGUUGUUGGCUUUGGCUUCGACUGCACCUCUGCGCCGGAGCCGUUCAACAGAAAGAAUCUACCCUGACCACGUUCCAUGUUGAAAUGCGAAACAUGAUUGCGUAUUUUCAGCUGCACACGGCGACUCUGGAAACGAUGGUGUGGCGAGUUCAUGAGGCUGGAACUGUGGCAGUGCCGGCGCUAAUACCCGAGGAAGGUCGGAACGAACUACCUCCCGCAUUGUUGACUUCACUUAUCAACCUCAAUUCUAUGAUCUAUAGACUUGCGAAAUCGCUUUGGCUAUAUUCAGCCCAGACUUGCUAA